AUGAAUGCGGAAGGCUCCCAUAUCUAUCCCGGGUAUGGGGUGGCAAACCGGGGUAUACGAGGUGAACAAAUAACAGAAGAAAGACGUGUUAGCAGCGGAGUUAGGACUGGGGAGGAGGAAGAAAGCGAUGUUCGGAUAUCAGAGUUAUUUGAACGGGCUGAACUCGGUCAUCCGUUCGGGUAUCGUCGAGAUGUCAACCUUCUCAUGGAUGUGAUAUGCGAUCGACUGUCAAGUCGGUUAUGCCAUCGGUGUGUCCGUCAGACAUGUAACCAGACGUGUCCCCGUCUAUCUGAAAUCAGCGAUUCCUGCCAAUGUCAAGAGACCAAUGGUACUGCCUCUAAUCUCAGUAGACUGGUGCAAGGUCGAGAGGAAAUCACCCAGACUACAUCACAUCGAUGCGAGUCAUGCAACGUUAUUUUGUGUGACAGAGCCAAUGCGAGAGAAACGGUUCUAGCAGAAUCCAGAGGUAGUAAUCAUCCUGACCCUGAGACUUUCAAUAAAAGAAGAAUGGGAUUCUUGAAGAGCAGAGCCUUCCUUGAGCAAAAGUUCAAACAAGGGAUGGCAGAGAAAGCUCGGCAAUUAUCCCUUAGCUCGGCACCAAAUAAGACACUCGCUAGCCACAAGUUCGGCGAUGAUCUGCUGAGACAUCCUCCAGGUGCCUGUAAGGCAAACUUUUAUGGUACACCGGGUUCGGCACGGGUCCAAACUGAGAAGCCCGUGUACAUCGAAGGGACCAACCCCUUUCUUGAUCAGCUGAAGUUUGAGCUUCAGAAUGACGAAGAUACAAAGCAACAUUUUGCGAACAUAUACCAGAAAGAUUACCCAUCUUCUCCACAGUCUAACCUUCCGUACGAAACUCCGUUAGAAUUCGAAAAUAGGACUGUUGGCGCAACACGACAUAUGCACGCAUCACCAGUAGAUCUUCUGCGGAAGCGAAUUAGUCACUACGACAAUGGUUCAAAAUGGGCGCCGAAGGGCAACCUGGAAUAUCGUGUACAACAUAACAAGCAAACGAAAAUGGCGGGAGAAAGUCCUCGCCGAUGGACAGUUGAGGAAUAUGGAAGAAAUGACGAAAGAUCAUCCGAAGAGUUGAUGGAAGUUGACCCCAGUAUCCAUCACCAAGUUGUGUCAUUGAUCCCUCGAGCCACUGGACAGAAGAAUGGACGUUGCAACGCCCUAGUUGGGUUCGCUGAUAAAAUGUCCCAAGAGGCGAUGGCAGAAGGACCCACCUACAAACAUUCGUCAGCAUUGUGGAAACAGACAUACGAGAAAUUAUUCGGCCGAAGCUCUUCGAGUCCUACAAGCACCGUUCUCCAAUCGUUGCAGAAGAAAAAAUUGAACUUAAAUCCUAAAGAGGAUCGUGCUUCAGAGGAGAGAGGAAUCCAAGCUGUUCCAUCAGCUCACGUAGCAGAAACCCAAACCAACGACGGUUCAGGGAGUAGUAUCCAGGAAACUUCGAUGGGUCAGCAAACUACAGAAACAGGAAACGGUGCUGGAAUUAAAGCAAUCACAUCAAUUGGAAUUGGUAACAUUGACUCUGUAAAGAUUCAUGCAGAUGUUUGCACCCAAACUUCAAAGACUUCGCAAGAAUCGGUCAGGCAGCAACCAUUCUCCUUGAACAUGUGGACACAAACGCGAACACUACCACGAGGGACUGAACCUAUAACACUACCCGUUCCAAGGAAAACCACUGGGCACCAGCCAAUUCAUACACAUUACUCAUCCGACUGGUCACCCGUCUCUGAAAGUGAUAAUGAGGAUGCUUUACCAAUGAACCCGAAGAAUACUGUCAAGUUCUAUAAACAGUCAUUCAAGAAACUGAAAAAGAAAUUUGUAGGAGGAAAGGAUGCAUCCUCCAGCGAUUCCGAUGUGGAUACUCGUCACCGGGUCGGUAGGGUUUUGGGAUCUUCUCGCGAUGCCUCCACUGACAGCUGGUAUAACAUGGACACAUCCAGCCACUCUCAACUACAUGGUCAGCCUAAAACGACCCACACCCGCUCUUUUCAGUAUGCACAUCCUGUGCUUCGCGAUGUCCUCUGCCUUGAGAAACCACCUCAGACUGACCCGUCGAAAUUCGAAAGAGUUAACAGAGAGGAGUCACCGGUCCACUCUCAGAACGUCCUUUGGUGUUAUGACGAAUGCGAUAUGGCGGCUUUCUUUGAGCUCCAUCAUCUCGAUGUCCCCAUAUCACUCCGCAAGAAGAAAGGAAAGAGAAAUAAAAAUAAAAGUGACGAUGAAAGAUCAGGGCAAGUGAUUGCUGUCAAAAAGGAGGAUAUCAAGCAAGAACAAACAGGCAAAAUGUUUGACGAAGAGAAGUUCAAACGGCCAGUCAUACCCCAAAGUCCGCCACCUACGAUGAAACAAAAACCUGAAUUUCACCAGGGUAAUCUAAAUCAGUUUGAGGCGAAAGAAGGUACACGACGCUUGUCAUGGCGCGACCAAGCACAUAUCAACCGAAAGGCGAAGUUUUUCGAGGUAGAAGCAGAAAUUGCAGGUGAGACCACACGGUCAUCUGUUGAAGAGCGUAAAAUUUCGUUCGUUCCAGACACCGGUACUGUUCGUCGGAUCAGUCUCUUCGAAGGGAUGGCUCGCCAUUGAUCCAAUGUCUCCGAAGGGACAGGGAUCGGGAGUGGUCGACUCUGGGCUCUUCGGGCUCCUGAUCCCCGAGGGUACCGCUCUUGUACUCGUCACCCAGAAUUGCCAAAAUGGCGUGAAAUUUUCCUUUCAGAAAUUCUGAGUAUUGAUAAUGCUUCACCAUUGCUCAUGAAAUUGUCAUGGUUACUUAAUGAUAAAAAGGAAAAAGGAAAAAUAAAAGAAACAAAACACACACAACAAACAAACAAAAUACCCCCUAGAGUUUGAGCGAAGCUGUAAACGAGCAUGCAUCUUGCAAUGCUUCCUUCAUUACCAGUAAAAAAAUAGGGUACCGAUUACCAUUUGCCUCCUCUGAAUUAAGGAAGCUGUAUUAAGUAUCUUUUUGAAAUAAAGUCGUGUGUUGAAGAGCGUUAUGAUUAUAGUUUUUCAUG
This is a messenger RNA of Lytechinus pictus (painted urchin), 3026 nucleotides long. RefSeq lists its product as uncharacterized. Lineage: Eukaryota; Metazoa; Echinodermata; Echinoidea; Temnopleuroida; Toxopneustidae. The record is from RefSeq and is a predicted model, not a curated record. The transcript is spliced from 5 exons. Bases 1 to 2598 code for a protein of 865 amino acids.